Messenger RNA from Colletotrichum navitas, 1595 nucleotides. RefSeq names its product deuterolysin metalloprotease. The record is from RefSeq and is a predicted model, not a curated record. Lineage: Eukaryota; Fungi; Ascomycota; Sordariomycetes; Glomerellales; Glomerellaceae. Gene Ontology annotation, biological process: proteolysis. The coding region runs from base 300 to 1367 and encodes 355 amino acids. The transcript has 4 exons. Gene Ontology annotation, molecular function: metalloendopeptidase activity.
CCUUCCGAAAGAAGGCUAGAUGUUAUGGAAUCUAAGCUAGAUGUUAUAGAAUCUAAGCUUUUUGGAUCUAAAUAAGUGGGACAAUGCUUUAUGGUGUCAUAUGUUAUUGCCUAUUCACCUCCUCGACAUGGGAAUUCCUCCGGUGUUGCUUAUCUUUGCCCUUGCCAUCCGACGAACGUUUAGAGAUGCGUUGUAGCAGGCCGAGUACAUAUAUGGCUAAGAAGUUCUCAGUCUCAGUGUAGGCUUCUCUUGCACUUGUCUCUUCAGUCAGCCUCCUUCACUCAAGUCGACCGGUCACAAUGAUUGCCAAAGUCCUUCCCAUCGCCCUCCUUGCUGGUGCUGCCUCGGCCACUUGCCCUCUCUCCGUCGAGAUCACCAACGCGGAGAACCAUGUGGUCAAUGUCGCAGUCACCAACACGGGCAGUGAGCCCGUCUCCGUCUUCAAGGGCAACACGGUCUUCAGUGACCACGCCACCAAGGACCUCUUGGUGACCGAUGCAGAGGGCAAUGCGCUUCCGUUCGACGGCAUGUUUGUCAACUAUAAGCGCACUGGCCUCUCGGCCGAUGCCUUCCAGAAGAUUGAGGCUGGGCAGACAAUCACCGUGCCGGUCAACGCGGCCAAGAGUUACAGACUCGACGGUGUCGACCAGGCCAAGGUCACCGCUAUUCAGGGCUUCCGCUACGCGACUGGCCCCGACACGCCUUCUUCGUUCAAGGAUUUGGCCGCGUGUGAGGAUGUCACGUCCGGCGAGGUCGAGGUUACUCCUGACCAAGCCACCGUUGCCGAGCAGCACAUUUCUCGCAGAGCCGAGCCGUCUUUCUUGUCUCGCAUCCAGAAGCGUGCCGUCACGUACUCUUCGUGCUCCUCGUCGCAAACGUCUUCUUUGAAGACGUCCGUGUCUGACGCCAUUUCCAUGGCCAGCAAGGCUUACACCGCCGCCGGUGCCGGAACCGCCUACUUCACCACGUGGUUCAAAUCCACCUCCGUCAAGUCCAAGGUGCAGACCAUCUACAACGACGUGGCCAACGUCCAGAGCAAGUCGCCCAAGAUCUCGUGCACCGACACCUACAACGACUGCAGCGAUGGCUCUGCCCUGCUGUACACCGUCCCCUCUGCCAACGUCAUCGUCCCGUGCCCCAACAACGGCUUCUGGGGCUUCCCCGAGCUCGCCCCUCAGUGCUCGGGUGACGACUACGACAGGGCGGGCAGCAUCCUCCACGAGAUCACCCACCUGUUCGGCACCGACGACUACGCGUACGGCCCCUCCGCUGCCCAGGCUCUGUCUGCCACACAGGCCGCUGCCAACGCGGACACCUAUGAGAUGUACGCCGAGAGCGUUCGUCUUGGCGGCUGCACCACCGGCUAAGCGUGUACGACCAGCACGCAACGCAUCUAGGGGAUUUUGGAGCGGUAUUUGGCGGAAAUGAGAUGAUGAUCUUUGAGUAUUCAAUUCGUGUGGCAAUAAUUAUGGUGAUACAAGGGGUUCAACCAGUGUAUCCUCCAACGAGAAGCUCAGUCUCUUCAGGCUUCUGAUAGCUUUAUGAGAAGGGGCAUGGCAAAUGCAAAUAUGACGCCUAUAGUAAUAAAUGCACAU